This is a messenger RNA of Sapajus apella (tufted capuchin), 1092 nucleotides long. It is a transcript of the gene CUNH22orf15, whose product is annotated as chromosome unknown C22orf15 homolog. The record is from RefSeq and is a predicted model, not a curated record. The transcript has 5 exons. The coding region runs from base 313 to 1044 and encodes 243 amino acids. NCBI's taxonomy places the organism in Eukaryota, Metazoa, Chordata, Mammalia, Primates, Cebidae.
UCUCCGCCCCCAGUGCCAUGGAGACUAGCCUGGAAGCUUAAGGGAGCUGCUGUGGCCCAGGGCGCAGUGGGAAGAGGCCAGGAGUCUUGGACUAGCUAGCGGCAGGGUUUGAGCUAGGCUGAUGCAGCAGAACCACGGAGGUGGCUGAGCAGGGGCCGGGCCCUGGGACCACCCACCCAUCCACACUCACACAUCCACUUCUCCCUCCAGAGCCCCGCGCUGGAGCAGGUCUCAGCUCCAGGUUUUUCCUUAGUUGGGGAAUCGGGAUUUGGGGGAUCAAAGCCCCCCACAUCGCUCUCCCCCACUGCAGCUAUGUUUAUCAAGGUGAUGUUUGGGGCCGGCAGCUUCGUGCUGGUGAACACCUCCUGCAGACUGGUGAACCUCACAGCCCACCUGAGGCAGAAAGCAGGAUUGCUCCCAGAUGUGACCCUUGCUCUCCUGGCUGAGGACGGCAAGCUCGUGAGCCUGGAGGAGGACCUGAAGGAAGCGGCUUCAGGCGCCCCCACCAUGGGCAGCUCCCUGCUGAAGGAGCGAGCCACCUAUGUCCUCGUUCGCAUCAUCAGUAAGAGGGAGAGGGCAUGGCCCCCACCCGCUAUGAGUCCCUACUGGAGAACCUGGAUGACCACUACCCAGAGCUGGCAGGUGAGUGUCAGGGCACAGCCCAGGGGGAGGGCACAACUUCUCCCCAGCCCCUACCAGCAGGACUUCUUGGGCCUUCCAGAGGAACUGCGCAGGCUGGCAGGCCUCUCCUCUGCGGGCCAUGACCGGAGGAAGCGCAUGGGCACUCGGCGUGGCCACCAUGAGCAAAGCCCUGCUUCAAGAUCCAGAAAGAGUCAGGUGCACUUGGGAUUACCUGCUAAUGUCUCUCCACACCACUCUGGACUGUCCAGGGCAUCUGUCCUGUGCUACCCACGGUGCAGAUGGCAACAGGGCUCCCCCUCCCCAUCCAGGGCCCUGAGUAAGGUGAUGGAUUGCACACUUAGUGAGAUAUCCAUCCUGACCCCACCUCAUCAGCCAGGGAGCUCCCUGAAGACCAGCCAUUGAGAGAGGCACACGACAAGAUGUGGUCUAAAAUAAAUUCUUUUACUUGCA